UCUAAUAGCCUCGCGCUGUGGGUUACCUCUAUUGUUGCUUUUGGUCCGUUGCCAGUUUGUAACGUUAAAAGUCCAGCACUGAUUUAGUUAGUGGUGUCCUCGAUGGUCAUUCUGAUACGCGUCAUUCUGUUAGCGUUUACCGCGAUAUGACUCAUGCGAGCGCCAUUUGGACGACAAAACUUCUGCAUCAGUUAGCUGAUAGGAUCCAGAAUGUCAUUGACAAGACUACAGAAGAUCAGGCUGUGAAGCAAAUCGAUUGCGCGAUCAACUCUGCGACUGUGCACCCGUUUGAUCCUUUCUCUUCGUUAGACCUACACAAGAUGGUAAACGACGUUUCUGGUGAAAUUGGUCGGGGUGAAAGGCAACGUUUCAAUACGCCGAGUGAGAUGGCAUUUGUUAGGUCGAAGCAUUCGCAACGUGCGGCAAGUCUUAGUAGAUCUAUGGUGGCAAUGCUUGCGCAUUCUGAACAGACAGACAUGGAAAUGGACCGUUGUAUCGAGUUGCUGUUUGCGCAAAUCGAUAACAAUAUUCGUACGCUUGCCCCAAGAAUAUCCGCUGCGAAGAUCAAAGCUUCUAAGCUUUCAACGCAGUUGCGCGAUGCCGUUGAGGCUUCAUUCACCGAUUUUCUCGCUGGAGCUAAGACCGCUGGAAUUGAGAAGAAUAUGGUUCGGAAAAAGCCAAGUCCGGCAUUUCUUUCCCGAAUGUCCAUGCCAGCUGUGCGAACAGGCUCUACGAACGAGCCAGAUGACAUUCCUUCUGAUGUCAAAAACGUUCCGGAUGAUGCUGAACCAGCAGCGAAACGUGGGAAAAGUUGUUCAUCCGAAACGCUUGCACCGCUAGUGAACGACGACGGACGUGCUGAGGGACAGGAGAGUGAACAGAUGUCAGUGGAUACCCUCCGCGAUAUAAUCAAGUUAGUGUCUGGAAGACAGUAG
Molecule: messenger RNA, 935 nt
Organism: Bradysia coprophila
Lineage: Eukaryota; Metazoa; Arthropoda; Insecta; Diptera; Sciaridae
Source: RefSeq, a predicted model, not a curated record